GUCUUCUUUCAUUAUUAUAGCUGCUUCUUCUUCUUCAAUUCAUCUACCCACCAAUUCUUGUCUAGUAAGAGCUCCAUUUGAACUUCUUCAAUGGCUAAACCAUUUCUCUUCUUUUUCUUUACCAUUUUUCUCUGCUUCUUCAAUUGCAAGUCAUCUCAGUUUGGCUUAGAGGAUGGGCUGUCCUGGCUCAAUGAGGAGGAUAGUGAAGUUAACAUGGUCCAAACAAGGCAUGACUCAUCAAGUAGUAGUUGUGAUUUUACUUCAGGAAAAUGGGUUUAUGAUCAGUCGUAUCCUCUUUAUGAUUCAAGUUGCCCUUAUCUAAGUACUGCUGUCACUUGUAAGAGAAAUGGAAGGCCUGAUUCUGACUAUGAGAAAUGGAGGUGGAAGCCCCAUGGCUGCUCUAUUCCAAGGUUUGAUGCACUGAAUUUUCUUGGAAAAAUGAGAAGGAAAAGAAUAAUGCUGGUAGGUGAUUCUAUUAUGAGGAACCAGUGGGAAUCCCUUGUCUGCUUAGUGCAAGGAGUAAUUCCAACCGGGCAUAAAAUGGUCAGCUAUAAUGGUCCUUCCAUGGCCUUCCAUGCUUUGGACUUUGAGACCACAAUUGAGUUUACAUGGGCUCCAUUGCUAGUGGAAUUGAAGAAAGGAGCCGGAAACAAGAGAAUUUUGCAUUUGGAUAUGAUUGAAGAGAAUGCAAGAUAUUGGAGAAAUGUUGACAUUCUUGUGUUUGAUUCAGCUCACUGGUGGACUCACUCUGAUCAAUGGAGUUCGUGGGACUACUACAUGGAAGGCCAGAGACUCAUUAAAAAUAUGAACCCAAUGAUUGCUUAUCAGAAGGGACUCACUACAUGGGCAAAAUGGAUUGAUCUAAAUCUCGAUCCUCGAAAAACCAGAGUCAUUUUUCGAAGCAUGUCUCCUAGGCAUAACAGGGAAAAUGGCUGGAAGUGCUAUAACCAAAGGAAACCUUUAGCAUUCUUUAGUCACCAACAUGUCCCCGAACAAAUGGUUGUACUAAAAGAAGUACUGAGAAAAAUGAGUUUCCCCGUAUAUUUACAAGAUAUCACAACGAUAUCGGCUUUACGAAGAGAUGGGCAUCCUUCUGUGUAUAAAAGGGCAAUAAGCCAAGAAGAAAGGCAGCACCCAAAAGCCUUUUCUUCUGAUUGCAGCCAUUGGUGCCUCCCUGGAGUGCCUGAUAUCUGGAAUGAGAUGUUAAGUGCUAUUCUGUAGCUGGAAAAAUAGGUAACUUGAAUGGGUAGAAUGACUCUUCUACUAAAAUUUAAUUAGGCUUUGUUUGCCAUCUUAAUUUAGUGUCUGUGAUGACUAGUAAUGAUUUGUGUUUUUGGUGUUGUAUUAUAAUGAGAAAUGGAUGAUUGUGUCUUGGCUGAAAUAAUCACUAUGUUUCUUGCUUGCUCUUU
Jatropha curcas is the source of this 1409-nucleotide messenger RNA. RefSeq names its product TRICHOME BIREFRINGENCE-LIKE 36 (gene TBL36). Lineage: Eukaryota; Viridiplantae; Streptophyta; Magnoliopsida; Malpighiales; Euphorbiaceae. Gene Ontology annotation, molecular function: O-acetyltransferase activity. The record is from RefSeq and is a predicted model, not a curated record. Gene Ontology annotation, cellular component: Golgi apparatus.